AUGACUCUUGUGACCAACGACGUGGGAGAACGAGAUUGUCCACUUUGUCAUGGCCCUCAUUGGCUGCCACAGUGCUCAAACCUCUGGAAGUUAACAAAGAUGGAAAAAAAGGAACACAUCAAAGAGUUGGGCUAUUGCUUCUUGUGCCUAAGGGGCCUGCACCAAGCUAGCAACUGUAUGUCUGGCUUCCGCCCAUGCGACAUCGAAGGGUGUGGUAAGGCACAUUCAAGAUGGCUCCACCUGCCACAGGAAGGGGCAGGUGUGCCGCCAUGGAAGGCAAGUGGGAGCAGCCGCCAGAUCAUAAAAUCGAAUAGGGUAGAUGCUGACGUAAAGGAAGGCCGAGGAUUCAAGAGAGAGCGCCAGGACUGUGACUUCGAAGAUAGAGAACAGAGUGGUGGAACCGGAGGAAGAAAGAAUAGAAAGAGAGAGCCCCAAGAAGAUGACUGUAAGAGCGCGAGAUCAAUGACUAAGCCAAGACAAGGUCGCGCUCCCACUACUAGAAGUUCAAGUAAUGGGAAAGGGGUUAACAGGAUCAGAGAGAACCAUGGCGCUACUGGACACAGGCAGCGACAGGUCUUACUGUGCCAAAGGACUGGUCAAAAGACUAAGAAUACGAGGGAAACCAACAUCACUCUUCAUAAACACGUUAACCCAAGGGGAACAAUACGAGUGGCAGAGUUACUGAUUGGACAAGAUUGCCCAGAUGCUCAGAUUCCCCUCGAGUGUCGGACGGGGCCAGAUAAAGCACCUUUUGCAAUAAGGACAAGAUUGGGUUGGACAAUUAAUGGGCCCCUGAUGGGCAAUUUAACUCACAGGUUUACAACGGAAUGUUCCAUGCUGACUGCCUCUACAGAAAAAACUCUUUUGGAAGAGCAGGUUAGGUGCUUCUGGGAAAUCGAAGCAUUACACCAGACCCCGGGAGAUGGCUCCCCAUCAUCGGUAGAGGAUAAACGGGUCAUCAAACUUUGGUCGUCGAUUGGACAGAGAGUACAGGGACACUACCAAUUCCCAAUUCCAUUCCGACGUCAACCGCCCUGUCUACCUGACUACAGAGCGCUCGCCGAGCGUCGCUUACUGGGACUAAAGAAACGCCUAUCAAGGGACACAAGAUUGAGACUACGGUACAAGGAGGAGAUGGAAAAGUUAUUCAACGAAGGUUUCGCCGAAAGGGUGCCACUAAGGCAAUUAUCGAAGUCUGGUGGAAGUAGCUGGUACCUGCCUCAUCACCCAGUACUAAACCCCAAUAAACCAGACAAGGUACAGAUCGUCUUCGAUUGUGCAGCAGCCUUCACGAAGACUUCACUCAACAACCAAGUGCUCCAAGGACCAGACCUCAACAACAAAUUGAUUGGAGUACUCAAACGGUUUAGACAAGAGCCGAUCGCCCUGAUGGCCGACAUCGAAGCAAUGUUCCAUCAAGUGAAGGUAAACCCCGAGCACAGAGACACUUUACGAUUCCUCUGUUGGGAAGCUUGA
Molecule: messenger RNA, 1476 nt
Organism: Homarus americanus (American lobster)
Lineage: Eukaryota; Metazoa; Arthropoda; Malacostraca; Decapoda; Nephropidae
Exons: 2
Coding region: 1-1476 (491 amino acids)
Source: RefSeq, a predicted model, not a curated record